AUGUCAGGCACCACUCCAUACAGACACGUCAAAGAAAACCAGGGAGGCACGCUAGAAUUCAACGAGGCACUGCCUCAUAUCGGCACCGACGGCUGCGUCACCUGUGUCGGCGUAUAUUUCCCCAUCGACGCGAAAAGAUGCUUCUGCGCCCACAUCAACGCCUACGUCUCUGUGAACGAUGGCCGAAGCACGGAAUACGACAUCUUGACAACCAGAGAAGGCGAGGAAGUCAAGAACAGUGUACUUGCAAGAUUGCAGAAAGAAGCGUCGCGAUCAGGUUGGAAAGCCCAAGAUGUCGUUGCUCAACAUCCUGAGCGCGUGAUCCUCGUCUGUCCGGACCUGAAUCGGGGAGAGAGGAGUGAGAGUCGAGUGGGUCACUGGGUCGUCGAAGCUUUCAGAGAAUUUCUGGGCCAUAUGGAAGGACUUUUGGAAGUCGACUCCGAUUCUCAGGGAUUCGUGGUGAAUCACGAGACUAGAGAGAAUCGGAGAAUCUCUAGCAAGGGGCAUGGGGAGGGAAUUGAUGAUGGGGUAUUCGAUGGCACGGAGAGGAAGAAGAUGUUUGAGAAGAGAGUGGAAGACUUUGAUAACCGUGAUGAGUGGUUCUUUGUCGUGGAAAGGAGUAGCGCAGAGUAG
Messenger RNA from Lecanosticta acicola, 633 nucleotides. NCBI's taxonomy places the organism in Eukaryota, Fungi, Ascomycota, Dothideomycetes, Mycosphaerellales, Mycosphaerellaceae. The record is from the annotation of a GenBank genome assembly.